Molecule: messenger RNA, 923 nt
Organism: Bursaphelenchus okinawaensis
Lineage: Eukaryota; Metazoa; Nematoda; Chromadorea; Rhabditida; Aphelenchoididae
Source: the annotation of a GenBank genome assembly
AUGGCCGACGAGCAACUACACGAUCCUAUGCACGACCAUAUGCAGAGUUUGGACUUGGAAGGAGCCAAUAUUCCACAAAUGCAGUCACAGAACGAUGAUUGGUAUAUGGACGAAAGGAUAAAACGGUUAUUGCUCGACCUACAGCGAACUUGGUUAUUGGACUAUCAAGCUAGCAGAGAAAAAGUGUUAAUUGAAAUUACAGAAAGAGUAAGUUGGUUUAAUUUUGGUUUUGGUUUUAGGUCACACUUUGAAAAAAGUUCUUGCUACAAUCUCGAACGGAACAAGGAAUAUAGUUUUAUAAAGGAGAGAAUAACCUUUUUGAAGAUUUAUUCUUAAUUCUUUUUGAAGGUUUAUUUAUUUUUUACAUUUCUUAUAGAUUUUCUUAUAUGUUCUGUAAUAAACAUUUUAUUUCAGCUACACGCCGAAUUCCUGGCAGAUCAACAAAAGAUUCGUACAGAUUUACUCACACAAUUUAAGGAAGAGCUUGAUCAAACACGGUAUGUUAACAUUAGAGACGUUUUUGCGGUUGUGUUAUAUAGUUUUUUGUUUUCAUGCGGUAAUUUUUAUACUUUUAUUAUGUACAUCAGUUUUGUAAUGUCGUUAAUUAAUAAAAUACGAUAUAUCUUCAGAUUAAUGUAAAAGUUACUGUUGUUUUAAUAAUUUACCAAUAAUAAUAUCAUAACCAUUUCAGAAAUGACCUAGAAGCUCGGUAUAAGGAAAGUCAACAACAAGAAAUCGCCAAGCUGACGGAACGCCAUCGUCGUGAGAUUGCGUCGAUCAAGAAGAAGCAGUGGUGCUGGCAGUGCGAGACCGAAGCCAUCUACCACUGCUGUUGGAACACAGCCUAUUGUUCAACGGAAUGCCAACAACGACAUUGGCCAACACAUAGACGUUUUUGCCGGCGGCGAAGACCAAACAAUUAA